Molecule: messenger RNA, 4156 nt
Organism: Dalotia coriaria
Lineage: Eukaryota; Metazoa; Arthropoda; Insecta; Coleoptera; Staphylinidae
Source: RefSeq, a predicted model, not a curated record
GACGGCGUGCAUGUUACACUUGCCACUUCAGUGUAAGUGACGAUACGCGGCCGAGAGCGCGCGGAUUUCGCCACCGCGCUUCGCCAAAUUCGACCACCACCACCACCACCAGUAAAAAACCGACGACGAAUUCAAUCGGAAGUUAACUGAAUGUCUAUCAAAAUGCAAACGAAGCCAAAAACGCCAAUGUGAAUCAUCUUACCGCGUGUUUAAAACUCAACUUUUUCCCCAGUGCUCUCUCUCAACCCUUUAAAUUGAAAACUUCACCGCGAAACUGCGCUAAACUGCAAUUUUAAUUUAGUUUCGUGUCGCUUGAAUGCUUGUGCAGUGUGUUCCGCCUGGUUUACUCCCGCUUUGGUGGGCCUGAACGCCGCCGCACGGCGACGGAACUAAUAAAAGUGCAUCGUUAAAACACAAGCCGCAAAAUAUAGUUGCGCUUAAAGUUUUUUAAUUAAAACGUGUGGUGCAUUCAACCGCGCGACCAACCAGCUACGACGACGACGACCGGCGAAGAUAAAUAAAAUGUAUAUUCUCCGGCGAGGAUUUCUCUACUUGCUCCUGCUGCUAGGCUCAUGCUGUUUGGCGAACAUCGAUCGCCUGGAAUUGGUAAUGCCCAGGUAUGCAGUGCGCGGCGGCGAUGUCCUGCUCAAAUGCGAGCACAGCGUCACCCCGGAGGAAUUAUACAAAGUCGAGUGGCAGAAGGCCGGCACAAAGAUCUAAUACAUUAAGGACCGCAAGCCGCCGUACCGAUACUUUCCAAUGGACGGCGCCGAGCUGAACAAGGCAAACAGCAGCGCGAAGCAGCUCCAUCUGACUCGGCUGACGUUCGCCGCCGGUGGGUCGUAUUCGUGCGUCGUUUCGAUGGAGACGCCGAUUUUCAGCAAGGACUCCGAGAGUCAAACGCUCACGAUAAUUGAGCCGCAGGAGAAAGACCCGAGCAUUACGUUCGACAAGAACACGUACCAAGUCGGGGACGUAUUGCAGGCCAACUGUACGACGGCGCCCGCCCGCCCACCGCCGCACAUUACGUGGCUAAUCAAUGGAGUGAAGGUGGACGAGUCGCUGACGCGCGCGUUCUCCAACGGAAGGAUACACGGCCACGGCUAUUAUGAGCACCGGUCGCCGUCGAUGAAACAAUUGUCCAUCGAGGUGUCGGAACUGCACGCCGGGGACAACGGCGAGCUAUGGCUGACGUGCAUGUCGACGAUUCCCGGCUACAUCGGACCCAAGGAGAAGUACGCCGACGAGCGUCGGCAUUCGAUCCGAAUCGAAGUUGUAAUGACCGAGAUACCAGCUGAGAUAAAAUCGUCCGACAACAAUCUCGUCGAAAACAUAACAUCGAACCGACAACCGCAAUUGCACCCGGAUCAUCGAUCGCACUUCCUGCUUAUUUCCGGCUGGCUGGUGUGCAACCUGCUCUUCAACGCGAAAACAUAAUCUCGAAUAAGUUAGGCUUGCAUUUUAUACACACUAUUACACCCACACAGCCACGUCGCAGUGACAACAAUUUGUAGAAACUUGUAAGCCCCGCACACGCAGAGCAGGGGCAUACACGAAAAUCUAUGAGCAUAAAAAUACACGCGCGAAACUUGCGCUUCGAAUCAAACUUCGCGAAGCAUGCAAAUUUCCAAACGCAAAGUCUAUGAAAAUAUUUGAAGAAAAAAAAAACACAGAAAAAAAUUAUGGAGAUAUAUUCUUGUAAAACGUAAAGAAUAACAGAGGAGAUAUUAAAAUUCGCGUCGCGCGACCAUCGCGCACCGAAUUCGCCGCUGUGGUGAGCGAGAGAUAAAUGUUUUAUAUUUAUUAACGACUUAUUACUAAAAAUGAUUGUCUGAAUUGACGUUCUUAUGAUAAAGAUAACUGAGCAUGAUAACGCAUUAUAAUAUAUUAAUGUAAGAAUACUAGUCGACGAUGUUGUUAAUGGUAAUCAUGGAUAAUUGAGUGUUUCCAUAAUAAUUUCAUGUAAAUAACCAGCGAGAUCUGCGAGCGGCAAGAAGGGGGAGAGAAAGAAGAUCCCUGCGACUCGAUACGAUGUAUUUAAAUAAAUCAGGUGUGAGUAAAACAUGAUUUAGUGCUUUCCACUUCAAAAUUCAAAGAAAAAAUAACGUAAUAUGCUCUCUGAGAAGCCGUAGAGGGCGCGGAAGACGAUAGAACUAAGGCCAGAUUAUUUUCAUAAGCUUCAUAAGAAAUCCUGAAGAGUGAAACAUUGAAACUAUAUUUUUUGAAGCAAUACAUGAAUAAUUAUGCAUAAAUUAUCAAAAAACUUUUUGAAGUAUGAAAAGUGGCACUUUAAUCACGGACGACCAAAGCCGUGCUAAAGUACUAAAGUAAUAGUAUAUCAAGUAUCAAGUGGCUAAACGUGAGUUUUUGUCACGAGAUUGAUUAAGUGCCAGCGUAGCAAGCGUUUAAUCAAUCGAGUGUUUAACAACGUUUAGCCACAUGAUGCUUAAGCUAUUUUUUCUACUUUCACUCUAUUUCCACGUUGAGAUUUUGGAUUUAAACUUUUUUUAUUAAAUCUCGAAAAUUCGUUUGCCCACUACUGAGAAAUGCUCCACCCCGUGACUAAAGCCUGUGACUAAAGUACUUUAAUCACCGCUUUGGCUAUCAGUGUUUAAAAUACCACUUUUCGUAUCUAAAAACCGUGAAAAAACUAACACUUUAAAGGCAAAAGUAAAAAAUAAAUUAUUAAAUGUUUCAAAACAAUGUAGUUUCGACAUUUCACUCCAAAUAAUUAUUUUUAAGGCCUUAGAAGUGUGGCUAAAUAGAUGCUUGUGUAAAAUUGGCUUGCUAUGAUACACACUAUACAUAAAUGUAACAACAGCCGCGUAGUAAAGCAACAAUUGCCGCAGAUAAACCAAGAAAAAUACAAGUAUAAACACUAUGAUACAUAAAUUUAUGUAGCGCAGCAGGGUAAACCCACAAUUUAAGAAUCUAUAUAUCGUAAAAUGUAAAAAAGAAUAAGUAUAAAAUGACGAGAUUCUAAUUUUUGACUCAAUCUACUGUUUACUAUAUCUCUACGAAGAAAUGAAGAUGAAAUUUUAACAAUAAUCUAUUUAUCACCACCUUCACGAAAAUCAAUAAGGCAAUGCUUUCCAUGCGAUUGCGAUACCGAUAUUGCGUAUUAGUGUUGAAAUCGUGAACGAUCCCGAGAGCUUUCGCCGGCUUUCCGAAAUCAGCAACAUGAUGAGAAGCAGCAUAACCAAAAUGAAUUUAACGAUGUCAAUGUAAUUAUGAAAAUCAUGUCAAUUAAUACGCAAAUAAUUCCACGUUAUUUCAUUCUACGUUAUUCGCCAGCUGGGUUUCCGCAUUGCGUUGGUUUUCAUGCGACCAUAAACCCAAAGAACAAAAGGAAAUUGAUAACAAUCACCGAACGAUACAAUCAUUUUUCAACCGGCGCCGAUCGGUUCUGAAGAGUCUCAAUUUGAAAGCGAAGCCCUAUAUUUUCAUAACAAAAUCUUCGUAGGUAUUAUUUACAGGCGUGUGCGGCAUGUAGGUAGGAUAUUUGGGAGGCGCUCGAAUUUAGAUUUGCACGAAAUUGUCAACUCCCACAGCCACCCGGACGUAAAACGACCGCAAUACAAUCACAAUGAGAUUAACUUUUGACGAUUUUGGUUUUGAGUCUUUUUAUCCGGCUGAGUUUACGUUUUGCGUUUGGUCAUCGAUGGUCAAGAUCUUAUCACUGUUUGUACGUAUUUAUCUGUACCUAAACUAAAGUCAAUAUCAUGUCCCUAGAACUCGUGUUUGCCCUCGAACAAUCUUGAAUUUUGCCACUUUGUACAUACUCUUCGACGGGGACGCGAGCAUCGCAGAUCGAGAGAAACGGAUCAAAAAAUAAAACAUAAAAAAAAACAAAGCGGAAUGAGAGUCAAUAGCGAAUUAAUGGAUUUAGGUAUAAUUAUAUACAUAUAAUCCAACAUACAUAAAUAAUGUUACAUUAAUUAAUAUACGCCUGCUAAAUGGCCAAAAAUGUCUUCCUUAAAUAAUAAAUGUAGUGUUAAUAUUAAUAUAUAAAUAUAAUUAAUUACGAUGUUUACUAUUGGGGGGCGGCGAGCGACAAAGGACGCGCGAGGCACGAGAGGCCGGAAGGUCGACAGCCGUUAAACAAUACAAAAAAGAGAAUGAGAAUGAUUUGAAUUAAUGAAUCGGCGGAGACACA